Molecule: messenger RNA, 3919 nt
Organism: Drosophila nasuta
Lineage: Eukaryota; Metazoa; Arthropoda; Insecta; Diptera; Drosophilidae
Gene: rst
Product: irregular chiasm C-roughest
Biological process (GO): cell-cell adhesion
Cellular component (GO): cell-cell junction; plasma membrane
Molecular function (GO): cell adhesion molecule binding
Source: RefSeq, a predicted model, not a curated record
AAAAAAAAGAAAUAUUAAAAAAGAAUAAAUAAGAAAAACGAAAUUGAAAAGCCAACUGCGGUUUGGAUUACCAGUGUGAUAUCUGUGUGUGAUGAUUGCGGAUAUCUUGGGAGUUAUUAUUAUUACUAUUAUGAAGUGCAAUCGUUGGCGCCGCAGCAACCGCAGUUGCAACGUGCAACAUUGAAAGUGCCAAAACACAAAACGACAACAACAACAACAACAAAAAAAAGAAGGAAAAUAAUAAUAUUGAAAAUCCAAAUAGAAAAUAGCAACCAACAGCGGCAGUCGAAAGAAAAACGCCAGUGAAAUUCUCGUUGCUGUUUAUUUAUUUUUUUUGCGUGACAUUUGAGCUUGCAACAAGCGACAGCAACAGCAGCAGCAGCAGCAGCAGUAACAACAAGAAGCGGCAACAACAACAACAGCAAAAGAAGCAGCAACAGCAGCAGCUGAAAAUCGUGUGUUUUUUUUUUUCUUUUGUUGCCUUCCUGCUUGAAGUUGCGUCAAAGCCACAGAGCAAAGUCCACUGCCAACAACAGCAGCAACAACAACAACAACAACAACAACAACAACAACAGCAACAGAGAGCCUUGAAGAGGGGCAACGCCCACAACAACAACACAUACACAGUAUGACAACGAAGCGAAAAGAGACAACAACGAUGGCGACAACGACAACGAUGACGAUGACGAUGACGAUGACACUGAUGAUGAAGGCGCUGCUGGUAUUGUUGACAUGGUCUGUGGACACGGCCAGCUGCUCGCCCUCGUCGCUGUACACGAGCUAUCAAAACCAGAGAUUUGCAAUGGAGCCACAAGACCAGACUGCUGUGGUCGGUGCCCGGGUGACACUCCCCUGCCGCGUCAUCAACAAACAGGGCACUCUGCAAUGGACCAAGGAUGACUUUGGGCUCGGCACAUCCCGGGAUCUGAGUGGUUUCGAACGCUAUGCGAUGGUGGGCAGCGACGAGGAAGGCGACUAUUCGUUGGACAUUUAUCCGGUGAUGCUCGACGAUGAUGCGAAAUAUCAAUGCCAGGUUAGUCCUGGCCCGGAAGGCCAACCGGCCAUACGCUCCACAUUCGCCGGCCUCACAGUUCUGGUGCCGCCAGAGGCACCGAAAAUCACACAGGGCGAUGUCAUAUAUGCCACCGAGGAUCGCAAGGUGGAGAUUGAGUGCGUUUCGAUUGGCGGCAAACCCGCAGCCGAGAUUACAUGGAUUGAUGGCCUAGGCAACGUUCUAACGGAUAACAUUGAGUACACAGUCAUACCGCUGCCCGAUCUGCGACGCUAUACGGCCAAAUCGCUGCUGCGGCUCACGCCAAAAAAGGAGCACCACAACACGAAUUUUACGUGCCAGGCACAGAACACGGCCGACCGCACCUAUCGCUCUGCCAAAAUACGUGUCGAGGUUAAAUAUGCGCCCAAAGUCAAGGUGAAUGUCAUUGGAACAACGACAAGCGGAAGCGGUCAUGGCAAUGGCAAUGGCAAUGGCGUUGGCAAUGGCAAUGGGAAUGGAAUCACUCACCCGUUGGGAACUGGCGUCGUUCAGCGUAUUGUGGAGCAUGCACAGGUGCGACUAGAGUGCCGGGCCGAUGCCAAUCCGAGCGAUGUCCGUUAUCGUUGGUACAUCAACGACGAGCCAAUUAUAAACGGUCAAAAAACUGAGAUGGUCAUACGCAAUGUAACGCGCAAAUUCCAUGAUGCAAUUGUCAAAUGCGAAGUGCAGAAUUCAGUGGGCAAGAGCGAGGAUAGCGAAACACUGGACAUUAGCUAUGCGCCCAGUUUCAAGCAGCGUCCGCAAUCCAUGGAGGCCGAUGUGGGCAGCGUUGUCUCCUUGAACUGUGAGGUGGACAGCAAUCCGCAACCGGAGAUUGUGUGGAUACAACAUCCCAGCGAUCGAGUGGUCGGCACCAGCUCCAAUCUGACCUUCAGCGUGAGCAACGAGACAGCCGGACGUUAUUACUGCAAGGCCAAUGUGCCCGGCUAUGCCGAGAUCUCAGCGGAUGCCUAUGUCUACCUCAAGGGUUCACCGAGCAUCAGUUCACAGCGAACACAAUACGGUUUGAUUGGGGAUACGGCGCGUAUCGAUUGCAUUGCCAGCAGUGUGCCCCGUGCACGUCACGUCUCGUGGACGUUUAAUGGCCAGGAGAUUAGCUCGGAGUCGGGACAUGACUAUUCGAUACUGGUGGAUGCGGUGCCGGGCGGUGUGAAGAGCACCCUGAUCAUACGCGACAGCCAGGCGUAUCACUAUGGCAAAUACAAUUGCACCGUGGUCAAUGACUAUGGCAACGAUGUGGCCGAGAUACAACUGCAGGCAAAGAAGAGCGUUUCGCUGUUGAUGACCAUUGUGGGCGGCAUUUCGGCGGUGGCCAUUCUCAUGGUGUUGACCAUCAUCAUACUGAUCUAUUUCAAGUGCAAGAAACGCACCAAGCUGCCGCCAGCCGAUGUCAUUAGCGAGCAUCAGAUCACCAAGAACGGCGGCGUCAGUUGCAAACUCGAGGCGGGCGAUCGCACCUCCAACUACAGUGAUCUCAAGGUGGACAUCUCGGGGGGUUAUGUGCCCUAUGGCGACUACAGUACACACUACAGUCCACCGCCACAGUACUUGACCUCUUGCUCGACCAAAUCCAAUGGCAGCUCCACCAUACUGCAGAACAAUCAUCAGAAUCAGCUGCAAUUGCAACAGCAGCAACAACAUCACCAGCAACAGCAGCAGCAGCAACAACAACAGUCGACUGUGCAGAGUGUGCCGAUGACUUUUCUGACCAACAGCAGCGGAGGAAGUUUGACCGGCAGCAUUAUCGGGGCAAGGGAGAUACGACAGGAGAACGGACUGCCCAGUCUGCAGUCGACAACGGCAUCGGUGGUGAGUUCGUCGCCAAAUGGUAGCUGCAGCAAUCAGAGCACGGCAACAACCACCCAUGUGGUUGUUCCCAGCUCGAUGGCCUUGAGUGUGGAUCCACGUUACAGCGCCAUCUAUGGCAAUCCUUAUUUGCGCACAUCGAACUCAUCGCUGCUGCCACCGCCAACGGCGGUUUAAGUGGAGGUGAGAUGGAACGACGUUUGUUAGGUCAGCACUGCAGACGCAACUGCAAUUGCAACUUCCCCCUAAAAGCCAAACUCUCCAGCCAGCACACUCGUAAGACUGAUCUCAAAGGCAACAACAACAACAAAAAUAAGAGAAAAUAAAACUAAAUAAAUAAAGCAUAUUCAAGUGGGCGCCACAGCCACAGUCGUUGGGCGCCAAAAUUACCGUUGCAUGGUGAGGCGAGCAAGAAGGAAGAGGAAGAGGAAGAGCAGGCGGUAAGUGCUGAGGCAAGGCAAAACCUAGCAAACGAUGAUUUUUUUUAGCAACCAAAAAUUCGCAUUAGCUUAGAACGGAGAAGUGAAAACCGAAAAGUAGAAGUGGAAGAGGAAAAGGAAGAGGAUGAAGAUAAAGAAGAAGAAGAAGAGAGCUCAUGCCAGGUCUGAUUAGGCAGCACAUACACGUUAACUAGGCUAACCACUAAUUGUAGUACAGAUAGCUACACUGACUACAUACAUACAUAUACUUAGUAUUUCACAUUAUAAUAUUACGUAUUUUAAUUGGAUUUUUUUUUUUUUUUUUUUUCUUUUUGUGGUGUUUCAUCGUCAGUUGCGCAAGUUGCUGCGACUGCUUUAGCUUUAGCGUGACAAAUUCAAUUUUUUUCGCUAGCACGUAAGGUUAAUAGACUAUUAAGCUAGGAUGUUGCGCAUUUACAAGUCCUUAGAAACUUGCUGCAUGUUAAGAAAACAAAAGAAAACAACAAAAAAAAAAACACAAAAAAAAAGAAAAGCCUUACAAAGAAUAUUUAUUACGAAAACCGACAUAAAAAAAUACAAACACCAAUUGAUAGACAAGUUAAUUACAAUUAAAUAAAAAUAUACAAUGAAAAAAAGAAAA